AUGUCCACGGACUUCGCUCUGGCCAUUAUUCUUAUUCUUGUGCGCUCCAUUGUGGAUAUGUUCUCCGCGCUUCAGAUUUUGAUGGAGUUCCGUACUGCAUCUGUGGCCCCAAGUUCCCUGGUUUUUGGAAAGGGUGAGCAUGUGAGGGAUCCGAGGAAGAUGGUUAUUCCGUAUUUGAAAACUGAUUUCGUUACCGAUAUGGUUCCUGCUCUUCCCAUCCCUCAAGUAUCGAAGACUAUUGAAUUUGAAGUCUUCUGUAGCCUUACAAACUCAUUGCUGGCUGCAAAAAAACCUGAUGAGGUGCUUAGAAAGAGACAUACUAUCACUGUUCACUGUUGUUCUGUUUACAAAGGUUUAUCCGACGUAGUUUUUUUCCUGAUGACAAUUCAAGUUUCUCUUAAUGAUGCGAAAGCAUGGAUACAUAGGAGACUCCAGCUAUUCUCAUCUGAUGUAGGGGAUAGAAGAUGUAGUUUUGCUUCUGAUCUUUCUCUUCCUUAG
This is a messenger RNA of Fraxinus pennsylvanica, 498 nucleotides long. Lineage: Eukaryota; Viridiplantae; Streptophyta; Magnoliopsida; Lamiales; Oleaceae. The record is from the annotation of a GenBank genome assembly.